Messenger RNA from Zootoca vivipara (common lizard), 2577 nucleotides. Its product is annotated as arylacetamide deacetylase-like 3. The record is from RefSeq and is a predicted model, not a curated record. Gene Ontology annotation, cellular component: membrane. Lineage: Eukaryota; Metazoa; Chordata; Lepidosauria; Squamata; Lacertidae. Gene Ontology annotation, molecular function: carboxylic ester hydrolase activity.
UCUUGCACAAAAGCCACUUGCCGUCGGCCGAGGUGAGGUCCCUACCUCUGUGCUUCUGAGCUGAAGGGAAAUGGCAUUUGGUGGAACUCUGUGGAUGCUGAUAUUAUAUAUGAUCAUUUUCAUUCACUUCUUGCUGUUUGCACGGGGAGUUUAUUAUCAUUUUACGAGGACCCACAUUCCUCCAGGAAUCACCCACAGCAUAAAAUUACACAUUUUCAGUUUUGCAAUGGGAUAUUUCCUUGAUCUGGGAGUGUUUCUGGAAAAACUGGGUAUUUGCCAUAGAUUUGUCAUCUUGAGGGCUGUGUACGAUGCCAUGCCAACAAGGAAGGACUCAAAGUUGAUUAGAAAGGACCUGGUUUUUGAUGGGGUGCCCGUGAGGGUGUACUGGCCCAAGACAUCACCUGCUGGGAACAGGAGAGGAAUCAUCUUUCUUCAUGGAGGCGCUGGACUCAUUGGAAGCAUCCGAACCUCUGAAAAUGUCUGCUGUUCCAUUGUCCACGAAAGUGAUUCAGUGGUUGUGAGUGUCGGAUAUCGUUUAGCUCCUGAGCAUCCCUAUCCAGUCCCUGUACUGGACUGUUUAACUGCUGCAAUACACUUUCUGAAGAAUGCCAAGGAAUAUGGAGUGGACCCCAACUGCAUUGCCAUUGUUGGGGAGAGUAGCGGAGGCACUUUUGCUACUGCCAUUUGUCAAGAACUGGUGACCAGAGAGGACCUCCCAAGACUGCGAGCUCAGGUCCUCAUUUACCCAAUGCUCCAAACAGUGGACUUUGAUUUGCCAUCCUAUCAGCAAAACCAAUUAGUUCCUCCAUUGUUCAGGGAACGAGCUAUCAAAUUUGGUGGGAGACAUCUCACUGGGAAGGACAUAAACGUGGAUGGGGUGAUAAAAGGUGCCCAUGUCCCUUAUGAUUUGAGAGAGAAAUACCAAAAAUGGAUCAGUGCUGAUUACAUACCAGAAGAAUUUAAGGCCAGGGGCUAUGUCCCUCACGCUCCUGCCCCAUUUUCAGAAGAACUCUAUGAGCAAGUUAAAAGAUCUGCUGAGACAAUGUUUGCCCCCCUUCUAGCAGAGGACGACAUAAUCCGCCAGCUCCCAGAGACUUUCAUUCUAACUUGCGAGUAUGAUAUUAUCCGGGAUGAUGGGCUAUUGUACAAGAAGCGGUUAGAGGACAACGGUGUGCCAGUGACAUAUCAUCAUCUUCCAGAUGCAUGUCAUGCAACAAUCUCCUAUUUGGGUUGGGGGCCACUUGAAUUUCCGAGCUCAAAGAAAUCUUUGCAGCAUGUGGCCCAGUUCUUAAAAGGUUUAUAUAAAUGAAUGACCUUCUUUGUCUUCCAAUGGCAGCCUUCCCUUUCUGUAGGGGGACAAUCCCCCUUUCCUAUUGACCAAUCCUAAAGUAAGAAGAAAAGGUAUUUGGAAGAUAUUUAGCAAUAAGAAAGGAGCUCCUGUGCAAUAAACUAAACCGAUCUAACCCCUAGUGAAUGAUAUGAACUCAUUUACUUACACCAGCAUUAGACAGGAUUAUAGCGAAACUGAAGUUUGGGAAUAUAUUUACCCUUCAGAAUUAGGGCCAUGGUACCAGAAGUAUCUUUCCAUAUGUACCUAUUCUGACCAGAUGUAUACACCUGAAAGCAGACCGGGAUCUACGAAAGAGGGUGAGGGACCGAUGAGAUACGGUUCUACUGCACAGCCCCAAGCUAUUGUCCCCCAGCUAUUGUCAGCACUAACCAAAGUUUCCAGAACAUUUUGAAGGUCACCUUCAUGUUGAAUGCAUUGCAGUAAAUAAUCUAAAUGGGAGGUUGCUAGUGCUGAUCUUGACAAGAAUAUAAUGCCACAGGCCAGCAUGGGGGGGGAUAAUGGGGGUAAGGAGGAAAAGGACACAGAAUAAGAGCUCCAUCAUAACUGACAGACCGCACUUGAAUCAGAGGGAAUUAUCUUACCCUCUCUCUCCAAUUUCAGAGUUUGGGGGAAGGAGAACUAUGCCUAUAUGCAGAGGGGGGACACCAGGAAGAGAUGGGUGCUAGAAGGUGGAGUGCAACUCAGCUUGCAGAAGAGGCAUGGGGUUAAGGCAGGGUGAGGGCCCCCCAGACUAUCCCUGUGCCUUUAACCUCUCAGCUGAUCUAUACGGUUUACUGACCCAAGAGCUUCAAAAGGUAAAUGGAGUCAAUAAGAGCAACCCCUAUUUCAACAAAUUAUUGGCCCAGUUAUCCCAACAGCAUGGGAGAAAGGAGAUCUACCUUAUCACGAGAGUGAAUGAUUUCAGCAAGAAAGCAAAUACUUUUUCAUUCCCUUCCCCCUCAAAAAGGACGACUUUAAAGGUUCCAAGCUGAAAAGCCCUAUCUGACGGACAUCAGAGCCAGACCCCAAUCUGGUGAUGCAGUUACUCAGAGUUCCACCAGGGAAUUCCACCAGAAUUUUCACCAGGGAAAUGUUGGAGGGUAUAGAGUUAUGCAAACCCCAAGCCAAGCCUUUAGAAGACAUCUAAAGCCAGCAAUGUAUUGGGAAGUUUUGUAAUGUUUUUGUUUUGUUAUGUUUUUAUAUAAGUUGGAAGCCACCUAGAGUGGCUGAGGCCUCCCAAUCAGAUG